Molecule: messenger RNA, 2386 nt
Organism: Acanthaster planci (crown-of-thorns starfish)
Lineage: Eukaryota; Metazoa; Echinodermata; Asteroidea; Valvatida; Acanthasteridae
Gene: riox2
Product: ribosomal oxygenase 2
Cellular component (GO): nucleolus
Molecular function (GO): histone H3K36 demethylase activity; histone H3K4 demethylase activity
Source: RefSeq, a predicted model, not a curated record
UCCUGCGAGUAUGCACGUGGCGGACGAGGAGUGCGUACUUACAAGUUCAUGCAAAACUGGCUGUUACACUGUUAAAAAUUGAGGAAUGGAUAGGAAAAGAGGCUCCACACGCACAACAAGUCGUAACAGCGAAGCAGUUGGUGAUGUUUCUCCGUCAAAACGCAGCAGACUUGCGCCACGAUCGCAGAAGUCCACAAAAGCUCCCAAUGCCAAGGGCAGAAGAGCAGCAUUGCCCAAGGCAACCCCCGUGGUAAAUCCUGGUGACAAAUCGGAGAGCUUAGGACAGCUGGUCCCCACCAAGCCAGAAGACCUUCUGGCCUCACUGCUGGCUCCAGCAGUAAGCGUGGCGACGUUCUUCGACAGACACUGGGAGAGGGAACCCCUGGUCGUCCACCGGGGAGGAGACGCUGGGCCGUCGGCGAGCUAUUACGGCUCUGUGUUCUCCAAGGAUGGGCUGAUGGGUUUAUUGGCCAAGCACGACAUUCAGUUUGGCCAGGAUAUUAACAUCUGCAGGUACGUUGAAUCCAACCGAGAAAACUUGAACGGCCGCGGUCGAGCAACUUUGGCAAAAGUCAAAAGUCUCUUUGACAAGAAGAAGGCAACGCUUCAGUUUCACCAGCCUCAAAGGUUCCAGGAUGGACUGUGGCAAAUCUGUGAGUUGUUGGAGAGUUACUUCCAUUCCCUCGUUGGGGCUAAUGUUUACAUAACACCCGGCGGUUCGCAGGGGUUGGCUCCGCACUACGACGAUGUAGAGGUGUUCAUCCUUCAGCUGGAAGGUCGGAAGCACUGGCACCUCUAUUCACCCCCCACGGAGCUCCCCAGAGACUACAGCAGAGACCUGAGCCAGGACGAUAUCGGGCAGCCGACCCACGACUUUGUCUUGGAGACUGGUGAUCUGCUGUACUUCCCGCGGGGAACCGUGCACCAAGCUGACACCCCGGCAGACUGUCCGUACUCCACCCACGUCACCAUCAGCACUUAUCAAAGAUCUUCCAAUGGUGAUCUGCUCGCUCUGGCCUUGCCAAACAUACUCAACUCUGCCGUUGAUGAGAAUGUUGAUUUCAGAAAAGGGCUGAAAGUGGAUCAGCUGAUGAACAGUACAGCAUCUGAGAAGUCUGUGUUUGAGUAUCUCUUGGGACAGCUGACCAAUCACAUCAGUGAUCACAUUAACAAAGCUAAAUAUCUGAUGCUCAAGGAUUUUGUAGCCAAUCGGCUGCCUCCAUACAUACAAGAUGGCUGCCAAACAAGCCCACUCGGUCCAAUGCCAAAAGGAAGUUGCAAAGUCAGACUGGCACAUCCUCGUCACACGUUUGUACACGAAGUGUCGAAGUGUGAGGAUGAUGAAGAUAUAAAUAACGAAGAUGAAGAUGAAGAAGAUGAAAACAGUGAGGACACAACGGCAGACGCAAACAAUGACAUCAAAGAUGGGGAGAGGUUGAUAAGUUUCAUUGUGGUUCAACACUCGUUGGCCAACUCACGAACCACUCACAUGAUGGACAGUUGCAGAACCAAGCCAGCCGCAUUGCGAUUUCCGACAAGCCACUUGAAAGCCCUCCACCAGUUGAUAUCCUGUAAAGAACAUGACUGGCUAGAAAGCGGGCAACUUUGUCUUUCGGAAGCAGAUGUUUGGGACUUUUUGGUGGCCCUGUGGUCCGAAGGACUGGUUGAAGUCUCCAAAGAGUAAACGGGGUUUGCAUAUGCGUUUUGGAAAGUUCUGACCCUGUGGAACCCUCUCUGAGAAAGUCUUAGGACCUUGCCUCUAUAUUUCUACAAGGACAGAGUCGUGCAGCUGUGUCCGUGUAGCAUGUAAAUGUGAAAUAUUAUGUUACUACGGACAACAAACAACGGCAAAUUUUUUUGCAGUUCUGUGACUACUCUUUGCAUUCAUAUUUCUUCAAAAAUGAAAAGCCAAUAAAGUGAAAUUAUCUUCCAUAGGCAACACGCCUCACCCUGACAGCCACCAGAAAGUCGAUGUUAUUUAUAGGUAUACAUAUACAUGUAUGACGUGUUUCAGUAUCGCUAUCUAUGGACGAUAUAUCGCGGUAAAGGUUACUUGGAUUUCCUUGGAAAUUAAUAAAGAAAAGAAUGUUAUUAUUUUAGUUUGAAUGUGGUGCAAAAAGAUGCAACGAACUUACUCAUGCAUGCUGUAAAGUGAUGUUCAUUCCAUUUGAUAUAAACGCCACCUGACUUCUCUGCUGCUGUUAUUAACCAGUUAACACUCAGCUGCACUCUUAAUCAGUAUUGAAAGCGUGCAAACAAAAUUCCUACCUACCUUUCAUAUUGUUAUAUCGCCUGUAAUACUAAAAGGAAAGAGUUUUAUUUUGGACCUGAUAAAUUACGCAUGUAAUUAAAGGCAGGCAGAUAUCUUGUUCAGUCUGCGAUAUCA